Molecule: messenger RNA, 351 nt
Organism: Echinococcus granulosus
Lineage: Eukaryota; Metazoa; Platyhelminthes; Cestoda; Cyclophyllidea; Taeniidae
Exons: 2
Coding region: 1-351 (116 amino acids)
Source: RefSeq, a predicted model, not a curated record
AUGAUCAUUGUGGCUUUAGGUUUAUUAAGUUUAUAUUCGUUUCCUACAACUAUACAAUUUUUUGUGAAGUGUAUUUGGUUAAGCAAUGUUCUAAUGUUUUGUUUUAUGUUGCAUUUGUGGUACUUUAUACAAUUUAAAGAUUUGACUUUUUGUCAAAUUUCUGCAAGGUAUCGCUUGGCAGCAUGUUUAAAAACAUUCAGUAAUGGUGUUUUAGAAGCCUACUCUCAUAUCAAUGGCAUAGAUGUCAAACGUGAGGAUAGAACUGAUGGCGAAGAGUUGAAACACGCAGAUAUUUACGAUAAUGAAGGCGCACAUCAUAAAGAACACCAACAGACCACCUCUGCCAAAUAA